AUGCACCCGUCGAACUUUGCUCACUGGUCUCUCACUACAGCCCGAGACUUGACCCUCGAAGCCGCUCGCGAUGCCGCCAAUGUGCGCAAUAAGACGUCCACGAAGAUGCUGCCCUCGGGCCAGCUCAAGAAGCUUUUGGACAGCCGCUCGGAGCGAGAUGUCCUGGAGGGACUGCGGCGAGUUGUCACGAUGUCCUACAGACAGCCUCCCUCGCAGACCCUGCCCUUCUUUAGCCACGUAAUCAAGAACAUCGCCUCGCCGUCCCUCCAAGUCAAAAAGCUCGUAUACAUAUAUCUCCUCCAGCACGCCGAGCACGAACCGGACACCGCCCUGCUUUCCAUAAACACCAUCCAGAGAUCCCUCACAGACCAGAACCCCCAAUUACGCGCUCUCGCACUACGGGUCAUGUCUGGGAUACGCGUACCCGUGAUAAGCCAGAUAGUCAGUUUGGGGAUAAAGCGUGGGGCAGGAGACAUGUCGCCGUAUGUGAGGAAAGCUGCUGCGCUCGCCAUACCGAAAUGUUACUCAUUGGACCCGAACACUGAACCGCAAUUGCUCGAAUCCCUUUCGACGCUGUUGGGUGAUAAACAAUUCUUCGUAGCUGGCGCUGCUGUUGCUGCGUUUCUUGAGAUGUGUCAGAACCGACUGGACUUGAUCCAUCCGCAUUACCGCUCGCUGGUGCGCAAGUUGGCUGAUAUGGACGAAUGGGGUCAGCUGGCUACGUUGCGACUGAUGGUCACUUACGGACGGAAAUGUUUCCCAAGGCGGACGAGAAAGAUCAGAAAGCCGAUGGACAAAGAUACUAGCACGAAACAAAAGAGUACAAAGGGCUUCUACGACGAGGAAAGUGACUCGGAGGAGUCUGAAGAGCCAGAGUACGAGGAGAUUGCGGUUUUGGACCCGGAUCUUGAGCUGCUGCUAAAUGCUUGUAAGCUGCUCCUUCAGUCCCGGAAUUCAGCUGUGGUUAUCGCGGUCGCAAGGACGUACCUCUACCUGGGAACACCGACGUACAUGUCCCUCGCAAUAGGGCCCCUUAACUCACUCUUGCGGACAUCUGGGGACAUACAGCACGUCGCGCUCUAUAACAUCGUGCAAGUAUGCUUACUAUAUCCGCAAUCCUUUGUAAACCACUACACGCAUUUCCUCGUUCGCUCGACCGAUCCUCCGCACAUAUGGCGCCUCAAACUAGAGCUUCUCACUUUGAUAUUUCCUCACGCGCCACCUCGGUUACAAAGUUUGGUAUUAGCCGAGCUCAGUCACUUCUCGCAUUCUGGCAGCCUGGAUCCCGGGCUUGUCAAGGAGGCUGUCAGGGCGAUUGGUCGUUGUUCGCAAACCACCGAUCCUAAGACUUCGGCAAGAUGUCUAAGACUUUUAUUGACUCACAUCGGAUCUGCGGAUGCGCACUUGGUAGCAGAGUCCCUCGAGGUGAUACGGCAUCUCAUCCAGCGCGAUCCCGACAAUCAUCGCACCACUGUAGUACGGUUAGCAAAGCACCUAGACGCAGCCACCAGUCCACAAGCACGCGCGAGCAUCAUCUGGCUCGUCGGCGAAUUCGCAGGUCUCGAUUCCGAGAACAACAUCGCAGCGGACGUUUUACGCAUCCUCGUCAAGGGCUUCGCAGACGAAGCCGAGCCCGCAAAAUUGCAAAUCGUGCUCCUCGCCGCAAAAGUAUACGUCCACCACCUCAAUGCAAACCCCCCACCAGAACCCGCAAAACCGGAAGAAGCACCGCAACCGAGCCCCUCACUUAUGGAUGACUUCCACGAGGAGGGCGGCUUUCGCGACGCCCCUGAACCCGCGCCGGCCCCGACGGCUCCGCAACCGAAAGAAAAACCCCACCCCAUUGUAGCGUUGUGGGACUACAUCAUUCUGCUUAGCCGCUACGACACUUCGUACGACCUGCGUGACCGCGCGCGCGUCUACAAAGCUCUCCUCGCUACCCCAACAUCGACUCAACUCGCGAACCUCCUUCUCCUCGCGCCGAAGCCGGUCCCGCAGACGCCGAGCCCGAGUGAGACGCGCAAGGGAUAUGCGCUCGGUAGCGCGAGUCUAGUCAUCGGGGAUGAGGGUGGUAUCGGUGGUCUCCGGGGGUACGAAGAUGUUCCGAAGUGGGUUAAGGAGGGGAGUGAACCCGAUCCCGCGUUACGAGACGAAGCAGUGUCUACUAGUACUUCCGCUUACGAUGCUGGAGGCCCGCGGGCGCUGAGUGCGGCGGAGAGGUUGGAUGCUGCCACUGGCGCGGGGGCAAGGUCUGGGAGUGGGAGUCCGGUUACGAGUCUCCAUGAGAAUGGGGUUGGGGCGAGGGGUGGUGCGGUGGGUGGGCCGAGGAAGGAGGAGAAGACGUUGGAUCAGUGGUUGGAGGAGGAGAGUGAGGAGGAGACGGAGAGUGAAGAGGAGGAAACGGAGGAGGAGGAGAGCGAGUAUGAGACUGAGAGCGAGGAGGAGGGCGAGGGGGAUAGGCUUGUUAAGUAG
Molecule: messenger RNA, 2472 nt
Organism: Didymosphaeria variabile
Lineage: Eukaryota; Fungi; Ascomycota; Dothideomycetes; Pleosporales; Didymosphaeriaceae
Gene: APL6
Product: AP-3 complex subunit beta
Exons: 2
Coding region: 1-2472 (823 amino acids)
Biological process (GO): intracellular protein transport; vesicle-mediated transport
Cellular component (GO): membrane coat; AP-3 adaptor complex
Source: RefSeq, a predicted model, not a curated record